AUUCGUCCGAAAUAAACGUCGUAGUUACGUGUUCAUGUUUAGGAAACGAUAAAACUUUAGAUACGAAAUAAUACGGUCGCUGAUUAUGGUGUUUUCGAAUGAAAUUCAAAAACUACCGAACUAUCAUAUAAAACAAAGUGUAAACAAACAAAAGCCACAAAAAAUUAAUGCAAACUUUCCUUCGUGGCGGUUCAAAUUUGAAUCCAACUGGAUAUCGACUAAACCACGUGAUGGCAUCGGCAGUGGAAUCGACGCUCAAAAUACUGUUUCUGGGUGCCGUAGAUGCCGUUAAACCGAAAGCUCUGUUUGAGAGUUACCUCCGUAAUAAUACUCCGCUCUCAGAACAGCUACAAGUUCCCGAUAAACGCUACCACCUGGUCGGUUUCGGCAAAGCGGUACUCGGAAUGGCAGUUCAUAUGGAACGACUAUUGGGCGAUCGAUUGAAAGGUGGGUUUAUUAGCAUUCCAGUUGGAACGACGGAGCGGUUUAAAUUAGACAGAGAUUUCCAGCUAAGCGAUCCAACAAAACUGAAAGUAUUUGAGUGCGCGAGAAAUAAUCUCCCUGAUCGGGAAGCUGUUGAUGCAGCCAAAAUUAUUAAGUCAUUUGCCAAAUGUCUGACCAAAGAGGAUAUUUUAUGUGUACUGAUUUCCGGAGGAGGAUCGGCUCUACUGUCACUGCCGAAAGAACCGGUUUCGCUGCAAGAAAAACUGUUUAUAAUAAAACAGCUUGUGGCGGCUGGAGCAUCCAUUGAUGAAUUGAAUACGAUUCGGAUUCAGCUUUCCGAUGUGAAAGGCGGCAAACUGGCAUUUGCUGCUAAGAAUACUUCCGAUUUGAUAAGUUUUGUCAUUUCUGAUAUUAUCGGUGACCCGAUUCCACUGAUAGCGAGUGGACCUACAGCGAAAAAUAAUACUACGCGGCAAGCCGCUCUAGAAAUUUUACAAAAAUAUGAUUUAAACAAGAAACUGCCUUUAAAUGUAAAACAAGUGCUCAAUAGCUCCUUACCUGAACCAGAUUUUGAUAUUAGGGAAAAUAUUCAUCUUGUUGGCUCUAAUCAAGUAGCUAUUAAGAGUAUAGUUCAGAAUUGCCAAAAUACUUCAUUGACUGCCAUAAAAAUGUCUACAACUGUUGAAGGAAACGUAAAGGACAUUUGUCGGGAGUAUAUUGAGUUAGCAUCUCUGGUGAUUCAGUUACAGCGAAAGCUGAUCAAUACUAGCGAAUUUAUAUACAAGAUGAUGCAGUUCAAGACUAUAGGCUGUAGUGAUUUGCAGAGAAACAAAAAAAUUGUGGAUCACAUUUUGGAGAACAUCGAAAAGGAUUUGCUACUGGUGUUUGGAGGGGAACCGACAGUGAUUAUAAAGGGUAGUGGCGUAGGUGGACGCAAUCAGGAACUAGCGCUACUUUUUAGUCAUGAAUGCUUCGAACGUAGGGAACUGCUAGACCAGGUGCGGUUUUUAUCGGCCGGCACCGAUGGAAUUGAUGGGCCAACGGAUGCCGCAGGAGCGAUCGGCGGGGCUUGCGUGAUCGAGUGUUAUGAACAACAAGGUUUAACAAAACCGGUGGAGCAAUUUAUUGAGGAAAAUGAUUCCUAUAAUUUCUAUCGAAAUGUUAAAAAUGGAUUGUAUCACAUAGUAACUGGUCAUACCGGUACCAACGUCAUGGAUAUUCAUCUGUUGUAUAUUCCAAAGGACAAAAGGAAAUAGAUUGUGAUAAAUAGAGUGAAAUCAAUUAAACACUAUGAAGAUAUAUUGAGUAGGAAAUGUAUUUUGUUUUUCAGAGAUGGCUGAACCGAUUUUCAUAAAAUCAGUGUCAAAUGGAAGGUCUAGUUGCCCCAUAAGACCCUAUUGAUUUGUUUUGCAAUCGGACUAUUAAUUUGCCUGUUAUGUUUGAAAAUGUGAAAUCCAGCUAUGAAAAGGAACAUUUUCCAAAGACUACUUGAACUCACUCACUUUUCUCAGAGAUGGCCGACCCGAUUUCCACAAAAUUAGUGUCAAUUAAUAAGUCUAGCUGCCUCAUAACACCCUAUUGAAUUUGACUGUAAUCGGACUGUAACUUCGUCUGUAAAAUACCAAAAUGUGAAAAUCACGAAACUUCAUUAUCUCAAAAACUACACAACCGAUUUGAUCAAUAUUAUUAUCAGAUGAGCGGGCUAGUUAAGGGUUAACUGAUGAAUUAUGAUUGAACACGUAGUUUCAAAGUUUGGCUGCCCUAUACGUUCCCAUUCCAUUUGAUUAUAAUUGAACAUAAGCCACCGUUAUGUAUUAAAUUGUUAAUAAAACAAUGAAAGUCUAUUAUUUCACAUGACUUAUUUAAACAUAACUAGUGUCAUACGAACGAGUCAUCUCUCAAACUUACAAAUAACAAACUUCAUAACAAUUUAAUAUAUGGCUCACAGGUUAUGGAAAAAAAAGAAGACUAUUUAAAACUAUACCUGCUUUGAUUGAUAUAUUUAUGUGGCCUCAACAUAAUUUAAAUGUGGUUUUGUACUAUUUGAACGUUCCAAAGUCAUUGAUUCAAUAUGUAUCACCCUAUAGUCAAAAGUUUGUAACCUCAAAACCCAGCGUUCGAUUCGCGCGCACGGCUUGGAGCGGAUUGCAAACAAAAAAGCUAAUGCUUUGCAAUCUGUCAGGAUAUCGAACGAUCUCCCUAGUAAAUAAAACUGAAAACGUUCCACUGCCCAGACUAUAGCCAGCGCCUCCUUUUCAGUCUGGCAGUAUCUACGCUCAGGUCAACGAUUUGGAGGCAAAACUUACUACACGAUGCUCGUUAUGCUGGUUGAACAGGACUAGUAUUGCCCCUAGCCCAUGCGGACUUGCGUCAGUAAUGACAGCUGUUCGGUCUGCUAAUCUAUAGAAUCCUAGAUUUUGAACAUUGCUCGAAGCCGAUUUGAUCUUGUUGAAAGCAUCGUUUUGUUCCUUUGACCAUUCGAAUUUGACAUCUUUUGCUAACAAUUUUCGUAGUGGUUGAUCUAUAGUUGCUUAAUUCGGUAUGAACUUGUUCAUGUAGUUGGCUAAGCCGAGGAAGCUGCGGAGCUCCUGAUCAUUUUAGGUUCACGGAACGAUAACAAAGCUAACAUCUUCGUAUCUGAAGGUCGGAUCCCUGUUCUGGAGAUUCUGUGUCCCAGGAAAUCCAAUUCGGUAACACGAAACAGACAUUUCUCCCAGUUGAGAGCCACAUUUCGAUUUUUCAAACGAGACAACACCUGCAACAAUUCAUACUUCGUAAGGAUUUUUUGAGUUAUAAAUAAAACUAGUGA
Wyeomyia smithii (pitcher-plant mosquito) is the source of this 3253-nucleotide messenger RNA. RefSeq names its product glycerate kinase. Gene Ontology annotation, cellular component: cytoplasm. Lineage: Eukaryota; Metazoa; Arthropoda; Insecta; Diptera; Culicidae. Gene Ontology annotation, molecular function: glycerate kinase activity. The record is from RefSeq and is a predicted model, not a curated record. The transcript is spliced from 2 exons. Gene Ontology annotation, biological process: protein phosphorylation. Bases 168 to 1700 code for a protein of 510 amino acids.